AUGCCGCAAGUUCUCAACCGAGAGGCAAUUUAUAACUUCCUACUUGAUAGUAUAGACGACAGAGUUUCUAUAGAAGGUUUCGCAUAUGAACCUAUCAAGUUAGGAGGGAUGUACUGGUCUUUAACGGCCAUUGCAUUAUUAAAGGGCAAAAUAAAUGAUAUCGUACACCCAAAAGCCAACAAAACACUCGAAAGUAUGGCCAUUGAGAUACUUGAAAGAGCAAAAAACAGCAAUGGAGCCUUUGGGUUUGCACCUAAGCAUUCAUCCAAUCUUAUCGCAACACACUAUGGUAUAUUGGUGCUAGGGCUACUGGAUAAGUUGGAGCUGCUAGAUAGAGAAGGGAUCAUUGAAUUUAUUGCAAAUUUACAGAACAAAGAUGGAAGUUUUAGUGCGGAUCAGUUUGGAGAAGCAGAUUGCAGGCAUUCGUACAGUGCAAUAGUCUGUCUGCAUAUUCUAAACGGUCUGGACAAAAUUGAUCUAUCAAGCGCAAUUUCGUUCAUUCUAUCAUGCAAAAAUUUUGAUGGUGGAUUCGGCUGGCAACCAAAAACUGAAUCGCAUGCUGCGGCUGCGUUCUGUUGUAUCGGCGCUCUCUCCGUCCUAGAGGCUGUAUAUCUCGUAGAUCGCGACAAGUUGGGGUUUUGGUUGGCAGAAAGGCAGACAAAAAGUGGAGGAUUUAAUGGUCGCCCAGAAAAGGCCCCUGAUAUAUGCUACUCUUGGUGGAUAUUAUCUGCUCUUUGUAACAUUGAUAGAGUAGAGUGGAUAUGCGGCGAAAAGUUGAUAGAAUUCAUACUGGAAUCACAAAAUGAAAAUGAUGGAGGAAUCGCAUUCUUUCCCGGCUACAUGGGAGAUAUUUGUCACACAUUCUUUGCUCUCUGCGGCAUUGCAUUGAUAAAUAACAAAGAGUACAAUUUGCAACCGGUUCAUCCUAUAUACGCCACAACAAUGGAAACCGCAAACAGGCUACUCAAAUAUCAAUCAUAA
Theileria equi strain WA is the source of this 981-nucleotide messenger RNA. RefSeq names its product geranylgeranyl transferase type II beta subunit, putative. Gene Ontology annotation, biological process: protein geranylgeranylation. The coding region runs from base 1 to 981 and encodes 326 amino acids. Gene Ontology annotation, cellular component: Rab-protein geranylgeranyltransferase complex. Gene Ontology annotation, molecular function: Rab geranylgeranyltransferase activity. NCBI's taxonomy places the organism in Eukaryota, Apicomplexa, Aconoidasida, Piroplasmida, Theileriidae. The transcript is spliced from 6 exons. The record is from RefSeq and is a predicted model, not a curated record.